AUGUCGCACAAAAUAAAGAUAAGAGACAAUGUUAUGUACGCCACGAGUCCGAUCAUAAACGAGGACGACAUUGCGGACUUCGUUUCGAACAUGAAUGUAUACAAGUGGGAAGGAGAGACGAAUGCCCUGGGGGGUAAGCCGCCGGGUUGUCUAACGUACGACUCGGCUACCAGCUUGCCCGAGGAGACCGCACACUCUUACCCUGUUAAGGAAGUACAACUCGGAAGUUUAAAAAUCUCCGACUGGGGUAUGUCCAUCCUCAUCCCUUGCUUGUUGAGAAGCAGCAACUUGGUUACGCUUAAUUUAUCGAGCAACGACUUGACAAAUGAUAGCGCAAAAAUCCUGGCCAAGUGCCUCAAGUACCUGCCCAAACUGGUCUCCCUAAAUCUAUCAAACAAUCUGAUCAAUUCCGACGGCGCCAAUGAAAUUAUAGAGGAAUUUUUCUCCCCAAAGUUUACCUCCAAAAGAGGAUUCUCCCCAGGGGAAAAACAUAUAGACACUAAUUUUCACCUGAACAGUCAGGCAAAAAAUGCGAUAAAAAAUAUGCACACAAAUAUACGUGAACUGGAUUUAUCCGACAAUUAUUUGGGUCCCUCUGUUCUGUUAAAAUUAAGUCAAAUUAUCAGUAAAGAUAAUAAUGAGAAAAUCAAAUUAUACAUAAAGAAUAGUCAAUUGAGUGAUUCCAAUUUAUCCAACUUUUUCGAAAAGUGCACACACAUACAGAGUUUAAAUCUGUCUGAAAAUGGCAUUGGUUCCUCAUUAUUCUCUAAGCACAUGGAAAUUUUAUUUAAAUCCCAGUUAAACUUAAAAGAAUUACAUUUAUCGAACAUAUGCUUUGAUAAAAAUGGAACAAAUAAACAGGUAGAUGGAAAUGAACUACUUAAACAUAUGGUUAACCAACUGAAUGAAGCGCCCAAUUUGUCCAUUUUGUCAUUUGCGAACAAUAGAGUUAAUGACCAUGGAUUUUCAUUCUUCUGUGAAUUUUUAAAAAAAAAUAAAAACAACAUUACAGCGAUUGAUUUUUCGAAUAAUCAAAUUUCCAAUAUGAACGAGCUUAGCGAAGCGUUAAAAAAUAAUGAGACAUUAAAAAUGAUUAACUUAUCAAAUAACAGAAUUACGGAUGGAAGUUUGAAACACUUUUGUUACGACACUUUGUCAUCCAACAUAAGCAUUACAGAACUUUCCCUGUCGAAUAAUGACUUGACGGAUUUUUCUUGUGCUUACCUUGCGGAUGCGCUGACCAUGCAGUGUAAAAUUGUAGAGAGAUCAAUUAAGUUGAAGGCGCAACUGCAGAGCGGAGAAACCUCCUCGACCAUGGAGCUUACGCUUCGUACGGAACAAGUGGGCAUCAAAGAUGAUUUAAGCGGUCAAGAUGAACUACACCACGCUCAUACACUUCCCUCUGGACACCUGCAUGCGUGGGAAGAAUUUCCAGAAAUUGACUCACAAAAAUCAACGUCCAAUUCGAGUGAAGACAGCUCAGUCCCUGUCCAUUUAGCCAAAGCAAAAAAAACGAAUUUCAAAAAUGACCACUCCCAAAUGAUAAACAAAUUGAAGGAGCUCAUCACGAACCGACACAACGAACAACAUAAUUUCUUUUCCUGCAUCGGUAUUCCAUCUCUGAACAGGGCAACCGAAACGUCCAAAUUGUUGUUCUUGCAAGAAAAAAGGAGAAACUUAAUAUAUAACAAAAACGACGACUUUUACCAUUCCUGUGAUUCAUUUUCACUCAACUGUUUUAAAGGCCUCAAAUACCUGAAUAUUUCUGGGUGCCCCAUUAAUACGCAAGGGUUGACUCUCCUCAUUAAUUCUUUCAAUAUGCCCUAUUGUCCGUUAGAGUUUUUGGAUGUUUCAUCAUCCGCUAGCGACCUAAUGGACGCUACACAUCAGGCAUUUGCCUCACUGAUUACAGAAAAAAAAAGCAAAUUCGAAAAAAAUGACAACUUCCAUUUUGAGCAUUUGCCACUCACCGUCCGCGGGGUUGCGCCCACACUCAUUCCCCUCAACGACUCGGAGGAUAACACCGAUGGGGAUAGCAUAGAGUCAGAAUGGUGGAACUACAAACAGGGCGACUAG
Molecule: messenger RNA, 2076 nt
Organism: Plasmodium knowlesi strain H
Lineage: Eukaryota; Apicomplexa; Aconoidasida; Haemosporida; Plasmodiidae
Product: leucine-rich repeat protein
Exons: 3
Coding region: 1-2076 (691 amino acids)
Biological process (GO): activation of GTPase activity; nucleocytoplasmic transport
Cellular component (GO): nucleus; cytosol; perinuclear region of cytoplasm
Molecular function (GO): GTPase activator activity; small GTPase binding
Source: RefSeq, a predicted model, not a curated record